Colletotrichum phormii is the source of this 1037-nucleotide messenger RNA. RefSeq lists its product as uncharacterized. The coding region runs from base 169 to 861 and encodes 230 amino acids. The transcript has 3 exons. The record is from RefSeq and is a predicted model, not a curated record. NCBI's taxonomy places the organism in Eukaryota, Fungi, Ascomycota, Sordariomycetes, Glomerellales, Glomerellaceae.
GGGAUAGCGAGCUCAUUGAGCUUCCUUCAGAGAACCCCAGAGGGUCAAUACUCCUAUAAAUUGAAUUGGCAUGCCAUGGCUCUUCUCUUAUGUUCAUCAGCACAUCCAACCUUCAUUGCAUUCGUAACUCUCAAGACUUUAUCACAAAGAUUCUAGAAAUUGCCCAACAUGUCUUCAACUUCAACGGCGCAAGAACCUUGGUCGCUUGUCGACAAGACAGCCAUCGUCACCGAAGCGUCUCGUGGCAUCGGACAAGCCAUCGCCAUCCACUUAGCCCGCAAGGGUCUCUCCAAGUUAGCAUUUACGUGCGCCAGCAACUCCGAUGCAGCACAAAAGACUCUAGAAGAGUGCCGUAGACUCGGGGUAGAAUUCGCCAUCGCCAUCCAAGCAGACGCUCUCGACCCAUCCUUCGGUACCAAAAUUGUCUCCCAGACCCUCCAACAGCUUUCCCCCACCUCCAUCGAUAUCCUCGUCAACAACGCCGUCUUAAGCGACUACUCCAAGGUGGAACCAAUCAACGACACAACCCUGACCGUCUUCCUUCUUCAAGUCAUGCAGGCCAACGGCGGCGGGCGCAUCAUCGCCAUCUCGAGCGUGCUAGCCUACCAAGCCAACGCGGAUCCUACAAUGACGUACGGUGCCAGCAAGGCGGCCUUCCAGAGCUACAACCGCUCGCUCGCCGAGGCAUUUGGCAAGACCACCAAGGCGACGUUUAACAGCGUCAUUGUCGGCCUGACGGCCACGGACUCGAUUAACAAUAGCAAGGAUUUGCUUCCGGCGGGUGAAGAGGGUCGUUGGGUUAACGGGGCUGCUGUGAGUACCAAUGGAGGUAAUCGGCUUGUUAUGGCUGCUCUUGGAUAGAUGGUUUUUUAUGAGGUUGAGAAGCUAGCGAAACCACUGUACUGUUAAGUUUCUUAUCAGAACUUUUAUAAAGAGCGUCGUAUAUCGAAAUCGGUCGCUCCACGAGGUCGACGAGGGACAUUUGGACCAGCCUCUCGAGGGGGCGUUGCUUGAACAGGAAUUUAGGUCUCUUGGCU